Messenger RNA from Daphnia carinata, 4560 nucleotides. RefSeq lists its product as uncharacterized. Gene Ontology annotation, molecular function: protein binding. The coding region runs from base 286 to 4401 and encodes 1371 amino acids. The record is from RefSeq and is a predicted model, not a curated record. Lineage: Eukaryota; Metazoa; Arthropoda; Branchiopoda; Diplostraca; Daphniidae. The transcript is spliced from 4 exons.
AAAACGAUCUGCGUAAUGGAAAAAUUGAGCUUUGGUGAUAUGCUGCCAUCAAAAUGAUAGCAAACCGUAACCAACAAACAGAUAAUACAAGAUAAAGAACUAUGAAGCAAUUCAAAGGAAACAUAACGAAAGUCAAUUGACUGACGCAUCUCGAGUUCGGUGGACAUACCGUAUGAGACAGUUGAAGCCAGUCAUGUCGACAGUCCCAAAACAAAACGCAUACCCACUUUAGUUAUUUCAGAACAGUGAAUUUUCUAAUAUCCACAAAGCACCAUCCAGCAAAAGAUGAUGGAUUCUAACGCGAUCGAGCGACACUUCACCAAGAUGGUCGUGUUGGGGGGCGCUUAUCAAACAGGAGACCUGUACGACUACCGCAACGACCGCAUAGUAACAGGUACGAAAUUUUGGGAUUCAAAUCAAAUAGCGCGAGCUACGUCAAGGGAAGAUAAAUUUACAUUGAAAAUAAAGAGCCCUGAUUCCGGUUCAACUAGCAACAAGAGUGAAAACGUGGGCCUUGACGAGCAUUUGCAGGCCAGUGUCAUUGCCGGUCUCAUCAAAGAAUAUCGUGGUGCUACAAAGUACCUGAGCGAUCGAUCCAGUCCUUCCGAAGCCAGUCAAGUGUUGGUCUGCCGCGCCAAAUCAAGAAAGGUCCGCCUGGACUUGCAGACCCUAAUCAGCCAAGACGUUCCACGACUUGUUGCAUCGAAGGAUGAGGUGGAGUCAUCAACAUCCACAACACUACCAACCCAUAUGGUAGUGGGAGUCACAUACGGGUUCGAAGCCUAUUGCGUCCUUUCUUUAGAGUCAGGCGAAGAUGCCCGUGAAAAAGAUGAAGAAUACCUGUCCGAAAUAGCAAGCAAAAUGGAAGCAGCGUUAAACAAAAACCUGCAUUUCUGCGGGUUCAAAGAUUUGUUCAAUGAAGAAGAAAAAAAACAACUGACUCGUAUUAAAUGUCGUCUGUAUGCCGAUCCCCUAAUGUCGCCUUUCCAAGGGGGUAGCGUUUUCGACACUUUUAAACAAUGCCAUAAACUUAUUGAGCAAGUCAGAAAGGGCGACAUCCGAAACAAAACGAUUGUACCGAUUGCUGUUCUCCUAUGUCCUCUCAAAGUCAUCAUGGGGCCAGCUCCGGAUGUAUACCCUGAAUAUCAAGACAUCGACCCUGAGUUGUUAACUCGCUGUUGUCGUUUCUGGGAGGCACUGAAUGGCAUCUGCGCAAAGUCUGUCGCCAUCCGCGCUACAAACAAGAAAGCCAAUCACGCUUCAUUGCGUCAAUUCGAAAAAACUUUUAAAAAAUACCAAGAGCUGGUGCAAAAGGCAUUGGGAAGCAGCAUUCUAAAGGCGCGCCAAACUGGCAAAGAGGAAGAGAUUGAAAGGGUAUCAAACAUCGUUGAAAAUCACAAGAUUUUCAAGCCAUCACGACUGGAACGAUGGCUCCGCUACAAACAGGCAGAGUACGAAAUGUCCUGUCAAAUCAGCAGCAUUACGGGUAUCGAUUGUUUGGCUAAUAACAAAGAACUCAACAACCACCUGGAAGUUGCCUUCGACAAGAAAUACUGUCUGGUGCUCAGGAUUCCACCACUCGACGAACUGACGAACAAAACUCUCGAAGAUAUGAAGGAAUACGUUGGUUCGUACAAGAUACUUAUCCAUAUACGUGACGACGAAAACAACGAUGAAAGUAGCGCUGACGACGAAGAAGAUGACGUUCCGUGGCACAUGCUCAAACACAAACAGAAGUCUGUUCUGGCCAAAAUCCAGGAGCUUGUCGAUCACCUGGAAAAGAAUAAAGGCCUAGAAAAACAUGUACAAUGUUUGAUUGUAUUUAGUGACGCGAAAGAGCAAUUUGAAUGUCGUUACUGUGUCUAUGAUACUGGCAAUCUAUUAAAGGAUUACCUUCGUCAUUUGCCCGGACCUCCUACUGGCCUGCGAAUUCGCGCCCCGAAAACACGAACCGUCAGGAAAACAGGUUCUACGUACCCCAUCGAUCUCGAGUGGGACUAUGAAGAACUUGGUUUUCCGUGUUACUUCUUGGUAGAAUAUCGGCUGGAUGGGAAUAAAGAUGAAGACUGGACGCAACGGAAGACAGCCAAAUCGGGUGAGACCCAGCUAGCAAUUGCCUACAAAAGUGGAUCGGCGAUGACGAUCCGCGUGGCGGCAGACACUUGCAUCGGUCGAAGUGAAUUCAGCCAAGUGAUCGACACAAUAACGAUGCGGGAACUUUACGAAGAUGAAGAGGCGAUAACUGAAAAGGAAAUUUUGGAUUCGGAAGCGGAUACUAGCGUCAACGCCAACGAUCAUGCGGAAAUGGAUCGAGUCAGGCAGGCUGAACCUGCAGCGACAAAUGUGUUAACGAGUCAACAGCCAAUAGAAAAUCAAAAUACUGCACCUAUUUUACAGCCUACGUCUCGUGUCUUCACGACCGACACGACACGGGAAGGUUGGAAGGCGCCUGACUCUACCAGCAUGACACAGCAUGAGGAAACUUUGCUACGUAUGGACAGUGACGAAGAUGAAGAAGAUCUGGAAAAGGGAGACGACGGUGAGGAAUUACAAGAAGAAGAGAAAACAAGGACUAAGGCGAUCGAGCAAUUCGUCACUGAGAUGGUGGUGCUAGAAAGCGGAUUUCAAGUGGGCGACUUGUACGACUAUUGCAGCGAUCGCAUCUUGACAGACGGUCGGAAGUAUGUGGAGUCGAGCAAAAUAGGAUCGGGUAUUAAAGUGGCAAACGACUUUAGUCUGGAAUUUGAAUGCUGCGAUUCAAGUUCCAUGAGCAACAAGGUGGAAAAUAUGGGCCUUGAUGAGCACUUCCAGGCCAGCUACAUGGCCGGACUCAUCGAAAAGCCUCGCAGUAGCAGUAAGUACCUGAGCAACUGUUGCAGCUCAUCACAAGCAGCGCAAGUCUUCAAAUUCCGCGUCAAAUCAAAAGUGGUGCGAUUAGAUUUGCAGAAUCUUGCGAUUCAAGACGUUGCGCAUCUCAAUGACUUAAGCGAAAAAAGAAACUCGUCGAAAUGGAAAACAAACCCAACUCAUAUUGUGGUGAGCGUCACUUACGGAGCCGAAGCCUAUUGCGUCCUAACGUACGGUCUCAAAGACGCAGAGACAGACGACGAUUCUUGUGAAGAGGCUGAACAAUGUCUGUUCCAAAUCGCAAAUAAAAUGAGGGACGCGUUGGAUAAAAAACAAAAUUUAUCCGAGUUCAAGCAACAGUUUGACGUGAAAGAGAGAACACAGCUGGCUGGUAUCAAAUGUAACUUGUACACCGAUUUGCAAACUACAAUUGUAAAGGAUUGCAGCGUCUUUGACGCUUAUAAAAAUUGCCUCAAGUUCAUCCAGCAAGUCGAGAAGACUGGCAUCGGAAACAACAAAUCCAUUCCGAUAGCUGUGUCUCUUUGCCCUCUUCAAGCAAUCAUGGGACAAGACGAGGAAGACCAGUUCAAAUAUCACGACGUCGAUCCAGAACUGAUCAAUCGUUGUGUCUCUAUUUGGGACGAAUUAGACAAAAUCUGUGCGACAUCCGUUGCUAAUCGCAGUGUCCAGAAAAAAGUCGGUAACCCUUCAUUGCGUCAGUUUGAAGAGGCCGUUGGUAAAUACAAAUCUUUCAUGCAAUCGAGUUUGAAAAAUCGCUUACGGAAAGCGCGAGAAACUGGACAGCAAAGUGAAAUAGAAAAAGUGGCCAACAUCGUCGAAAACCACGUGAUUUUCAAGCCGUCGCAUUUAGAACGUUGGCUCCUCUGCAAAAAGGAAGAGUUCAAUCUGCACGAAAAAAUCAGCAAAAUGGCAAAGAACGUUCGGUUAACAAGCGAAAAGCAACUAGAGAAAGAAAUUGGAGAAGCCUAUGAAACAAAAUACGCCAUGGUUCUUAGUCUCCCUUCUCUGGACGAACGGACGAACACAAUCCUUCAAGCGAUGAACGAAUACACUGAUUCAUAUAACACACUGGUAGCAAACGAUGACGGCGAUAACGAAACGAACGAUGAUGAGGAAGAAGAGAGCAACAUGCCAUGGAACCAGCAAAAGCAAAAGUAUGUCCUCUCCAAAGUUCGUGAGUUUGCUGAACACGUGGAAAAAAAUAAGCAUAUAGAAAACAAAGUCCAAUUCUUCGUGACUUUCUGUGAGACGGGCAAAGCCGAAGCAGGAUGUCGCUACUCCGUUUAUGACGCUAAUGGUCUACUAAAGGAUAACAUUAUCCAAUUGCCCGAACCUCCAAAAGGUCUGCGGAUUCACGUACCGACAGCGAACAACCCCAAAAAAAGAAACAUCGCAUUGACGUGGGACUAUGCAGAUCUUGGCUUUCCCUAUCAUUUUCUAGUGGAAUAUCGAACAGGUGACGAUGGUAACGAUGAACCUUGGGCGCAAAGAGAACAACAACGCGGGCGAAACGCAACUUACUAUCCCCUAUAAAACGGAAUUGGCGAUAGAAUUCCGCGUUGCAGCUGACACUUGCAUCGGUCGAAGUGAGUUCAGUCAAGUCUUCAACAAAGAGUCCGCGUCGGAUUCUGACGAUGAUGAUGAAGCCAAUUUAGACACCAUCUCGAUGUACUCGGAACCACUAACUGCCGA